AUGGUUUCCGUCGCAUUGUUUUUACCUAAUAUUAUUGGCUAUAUUCGUGCUAUCACUGGAAUUAUUAGUUUUCUGUUCGUAGACACAAAUCCUAAUGUGUUUUGCUGUCUCUACUUUUUUAGCUAUAUUCUAGAUGCUAUGGAUGGUGUUGCUGCAAGAAGGUUCAACCAAUGUUCUCACUUUGGAGCAGUGCUUGAUAUGAUAUGCGACCGGUUCUGUACGUGUUCUUUAUAUCUGGCUCUUGCCUGCAUUUAUCCGGAAUACAAAUAUUUCAUCAUAGUUAUGCUUAUACUGGAGAUCACAAGUCACUGGAUUCAGAUGUUCUCUGCUACUCUUGUGGGUAAAAGUCACAAAGCGAUUGAUGAAGAGCGUCCGUGGAUUCUGCGCUUCUACUACGUGGUUCCCUAUUCUCUCUUUGUUGUCUGUCUGCUUAACGAGACUUGGAUUUUCUCAAAUUACAUGCUCUACUUCGCCGGUAAGGGAAUGAUUCCGGAGUUCACAAUCCCGAUCUGGAAGUUCUUCAAUAUUGCCUUCCUUCCUGUCUUUGCUUUCAAGCAGAUUGUGUCUCUAGUGGCUCUCUUCGAUAGUUCGAAGAGCAUUAUUCAAUUUGAUGAGGAGGAAAGAGCAGCUAAGAAGGAUUAACGAACUCUUGCU
This is a messenger RNA of Blastocystis hominis, 654 nucleotides long. RefSeq lists its product as hypothetical. Gene Ontology annotation, molecular function: CDP-diacylglycerol-inositol 3-phosphatidyltransferase activity. The record is from RefSeq and is a predicted model, not a curated record. The transcript has 5 exons. Gene Ontology annotation, cellular component: Golgi apparatus; membrane. The coding region runs from base 1 to 642 and encodes 213 amino acids. Gene Ontology annotation, biological process: phosphatidylinositol biosynthetic process. NCBI's taxonomy places the organism in Eukaryota, Bigyra, Opalinata, Blastocystidae.